Molecule: messenger RNA, 2027 nt
Organism: Caenorhabditis sp. 36 PRJEB53466
Lineage: Eukaryota; Metazoa; Nematoda; Chromadorea; Rhabditida; Rhabditidae
Source: the annotation of a GenBank genome assembly
AUGACUGGCAACUUGGUGAGGUUUUCAUAAAUCCACGUGCCGUCACAUCUUCCUUGAAUUUCAGCCAUCACUCCGUCUCCUUUUCGUCUCUUUCUCGUGUUUGAUUUUCGCCGAAUUCGUCCUUUUCGCUGUCUGGCAGCUCUCUCUUCAGGACGUUUUCCAUUCGAUCGUUCUCCGUUUCAAUUUUGAGCGCUACCGAAUCGCCCUCACUUUCAUACCGCUCAUUUGCAUCAUCGGCCUCAUGAUUCUCAAUUCGCACUUCUUCAAAGUCACCAAAAUGACGCACAGUGGACUUGGCACUCUUGACACUAAAGAUGACAGCAGUUUCAUGCGUAUGUAGAAAAACCUUGAAGUACUGUAUUCAUGAUUUUGUUUAGCAAUCAAGGAAAGGAUUCAGAAGACUUUGAAUUCGGUGAAGUGCGAGUUUGGAAAGCAUUUAUUGAGAAAACUCGAUCAAGUGCAAAUCGAGAAGUUCUUGAAUGCGUUCAUGCAAGAAACUGUUAACGGGACCGUCUACGGAAGUGUUUAUGUGAGGAAAAAAUGUAUCGAAAUCACAAAAAUUGAGAAUAUUCAGAACAACUUCACGGGACACAUUCAAAACCAUUCCUCGAAGUCGGAACAAUGCGAGCAGUUGAAAAGAGAGAUGGCGUCAGCAGUUCGUGAAAAGGAAGAAAACUGGGAAAUCGGAGACGAAAUCAGGAAACUCGGAGAAGAAUACGUGAGAAUGACACAGGGCCAAAUGACCGUUUCGUUCGCCGCACUCGGAAAAGCGCUCGGCACAAUUGAAGAGUUCGUGGAGAAAUAUCACACGGAUGUGCUCCAACUUCCUCUUCAAACGGAUAUCGACGCGUUCUACAACUCGGUCGUCGGAAUCUCAGUCGCAUCUGCGGCCAUCAGUGGAGUCUUCUCUUUCCUGCUGAUCACGUCGGUCGUUCUGAGGAGUAGGAAUCUGAUGCAAUGUCUGUAACGAUUCCUUGAUUUUAGGAAAGUGGAUGAUAAUCAUCGCAAACAUCUCCAUAUUCUUGGUCAUCUGUUUCUCUGCCAUUCUGAUCAGCUGCUUUCUACUAAUCAUCAGUUGGAUUUCGUUCAUUCAACUCACUCAAGACGCAUGUCUCAGCUUCCAACUGUUCGGAACUGCGAAGCCAAGUGUGAUAACCGAAAGCGGAUUCACAAACACAAUCAACUACGGAGUGUUACUUCGCAAGUCUUAUGACUACCAUGGCACCUACUUUUCUCGUAUCAAAGAUGAUCUCAGAAGAGACAGAUGUGGGAAUGCGUAGAUGAGCACAAAAUAUGCAUCCAUAGUUUCAGAUGAUAUCCCGAUCGCUCUCGACGGAAAACGAUUGUGGAAACCGAGUGCUCUUUACAAUGAAACGUUGCGGAACGUGACAGAAUAUGCGGAGCAAUACGAUUCGAAUGCGGCGAAUGAGUGCCGGAAUCUGAAACAAUUGUACGAAAACGUCAGAAAUUUGAGUGUUCGUAUUGGGUGCCAAGAGAAAGAGUUUGUGGAAACGAUUCUGAAAAAGUGAGACAUAAUGAUUGACAGAAUAAACUGAAUGAAGUUUCAGGUUUGAGAGCAAAACGAAUGAAAGUUGUCGAGAAUCCGCUGAAGCAGCGAUCCGAAAGCAUCCAAGCGUCGAUGAGAUCCGUUCCAAGUCGUUCGACUUCUGGAAACGCACGCUGAUCCCCAAACGAAGCUACGGAGUCAUCUCGAAGAAAAGGCUCGAAAGGGGCCGCGGCCUCUUCCAAGUCUACCUCGUUUUCAUGAAUCCCGCGAGGAAACUGCGGCCGGACGUUCUCGAACCCUUGUUUGGAAUGGCUCUUUUGAUGCUCGCGAUGGCUCCGAUUCACUUUUUUAUGGCCAUUUACCUCAUGAGCAUUCUUCCUUUGUUGACAACUAAAAAGGAUGUUUCACAGCGCUCACAAUAUCAGAAUCUGUAAGAUUUUUGUCCGUCAUAGAAGGUUUUACGUUCAUUUUCAGAUCGACAGAAGAUACAACAAGCAAUGAAUCCGGAAGUGAAUCAUGA